AUGUAUUAGCAUAAGCAGGAGAUUUAUGGCAAAUCAUAAUUGCUGUAGCUUUGUUUCUCUAAAAACCUUUUAGUGAAUUAGAUUAUAAUAUAGAAAUCAUAAAUAAACUUUUCAAUUUUGAAUAAGAAUCACCUAAAAAAAAGAACAGAAAAUAAAUCAUCAAAUGAAGGUUCUAAUGAACCAAAACCUUCUAAAACACUUUGCCAAUUCAAAAUGAAAUAAAAAAUACAAUAUAAACUUUCCCUGAUACUAAAAUAAAAUCCUCAAUCAAAAAAGUUGUAUCGAAACGAUUCCCUUAAGGGAUAUAUUAAUCAGUUAUUGGCUCAAAAUCUAGUGGUUUCAUUGAACGAUUCAUAAAAUUGA
This is a messenger RNA of Paramecium primaurelia, 363 nucleotides long. Lineage: Eukaryota; Ciliophora; Oligohymenophorea; Peniculida; Parameciidae. The record is from the annotation of a GenBank genome assembly.